Messenger RNA from Raphanus sativus (radish), 1062 nucleotides. RefSeq lists its product as uncharacterized. Gene Ontology annotation, molecular function: protein binding. The record is from RefSeq and is a predicted model, not a curated record. The coding region runs from base 88 to 1035 and encodes 315 amino acids. Lineage: Eukaryota; Viridiplantae; Streptophyta; Magnoliopsida; Brassicales; Brassicaceae. The transcript has 5 exons.
AAUAAUAGCUUUCAGAAAUCAUAUUUUCUCUCUUCUUCUGAAGGCAAAUUCGACGUUUCUUUUUCUUUAAUCACAAUUCCAACAAGAAUGGGUUCAAGCUCAGUAGUAUCUACAAUUGUGAGGAAGUGGAGAGGGCAUCCUCCUUCUUCGUAUUCCCUCAAGGUUGACAACUUCAAACAACUUGUGAAGUUCACAACAGCAUCCUCUGAUGAUAAAUACCAAUCUCGUCUUUUCUCUUCUGGUGGAUAUAACUGGAAACUGAUCGUAUACCCAAAAGGGAACGAAAAGGACAAUGGGAAAGAUUUCAUUUCGAUGUACGUGGAAAUAGACAGCGAAAGCUUGAUAUCAGCACCGCAACGUGAGGUGUUUGCGGAACUCAUUUUCUUUGUCUACAACAAGAAAGAAAACAAGUACCUUACUAUUCAAGAUGUAGAAGUAAAGAGGUUCAACGCCCUUAAAACGGUGUGGGGGUUGCAGCAAGUUCUUCCAUUUGAUUCAUUCAACAGCCCUAAAAACGGUUAUGUUUUUGAAGGAGAUCAGUGUGAGUUUGGUGUUGAUGUCAUUGUUCCUGCACCCCUUACCAAUUGGGAAAUCCUCUCCUUUAACGAGAAGCUCAAGGACCCCAAGUUCUCUUGGAGAGUUAAGAAUUUUUCUCAGCUGGAAAAGGAUAAAUACACUUCAAACACUUUCUCGAUGGGAGCAAGGAAAUGGAUUCUUAUGCUGUAUCCGAAGGGUAACAUUGGAGCAGAUGGCAAAUGGCUAUCCCUUUUUCUGUAUUUAGCUGAUGGUGAUAAACCAAAAGCAGAUGAGAAGAUUUUGGCGCAAGCAAAUUUGCGAGUUCUAGACCCACUUGGAUCCAAUCACUUAGAACGCAAACUGAACUAUUGGCACGGUGAAAAAACCUUGGGUUGGGGUUGGUAUAAGUUUAUGUCUUUAACUGAACUUCGGAAGUCUUACUUGGACAAGGAAGACGCAUUGAACGUUGAGAUCGAAUUUGAAGCUGUUUCUGAGACCAAAUAUUCUCCCAUUAUCUAAGUACUACUAUAUUGCUAGUAGACAAUG